Messenger RNA from Mesorhabditis spiculigera, 2673 nucleotides. The record is from the annotation of a GenBank genome assembly. Lineage: Eukaryota; Metazoa; Nematoda; Chromadorea; Rhabditida; Rhabditidae.
AUGACGAUCUUGGAUGCCAACGACAGUAAUGCUGCUCAACAGGGCAUUGUGGAUCCUGCCAAUCCCGAAAAGAGAAAACUCAUACAACAACAACUCGUCCUCUUGCUCCAUGCUCACAAGUGCCAGCAGCGACAAUCGACCUGCAAUCUGCCGCACUGCUCGACGAUGAAGGAGGUGCUCCUGCAUAUGACAUCUUGCAAUGCGGAAAGAACGUGCAGUUUCCCACACUGUGCUUCAUCCCGGCAAAUAAUGGCUCAUUGGAAGAACUGCAGUCGUGCCGAUUGUCCCUUAUGCAAGCCGUUGAAGGCCGCUCAAUCCAUCCAGAAUGCUCAGGGAGCAGCACCUGGAGGAGGUGAUCAAGCCUUCCCAACGGAUGCCGGCUCAUCCUCGUCGUCAGCUGUCGGCCUACCCCAGGGUGGUGUGCAAGGUAUCCGAGCUGGAUUGGAUAUGCUCGACUUUGGAGACAACGCUCCCCCAAUCAAAGAAUGGCAUCAACAAGUCACAAAAGACCUCCGAAACCAUCUCGUCGGCAAAUUGGUGAAAGCCAUCUUCCCAAGCCCCGACCCAGCAGCAAUGCACGAUCAAAGAAUAAAAGACCUGAUCAGCUACGCGAGAAAAGUGGAGAAGGAGAUGUUCGAACUGGCGGAAGAUCGCGAGGAAUACUAUCAUCUCUUGGCCGAGAAGAUCUUCAAGAUCCAGCAGGAGCUCCUAGAAAAGAAGCAAAAUCGGCAACAGCAACAUGAGCCACGCGUUGAACAAGAGCAGCACCAGUCACAACAACAACAACACGAUAGAAAAUUCGACACGCUCCCAGUCGAAGACCAUAGGUUUGCGGAAAGGAUCAACACCAUCCAAUGGGAGUUUCAAGAAAGGAACCAGGCCCAAAGGGAGCAACAACCGCAUGAGCCUCGCGUAGAACAGGAGCACUAUCAACAAGCCGAUGCAGUCGCGCGCAACGAAGAGCAGGAGAUGGUUGCGAACGAAGUUCUGAAUCCCAACAUAGCAGGAAAAUCGCCACCUACCUGCGAAGGAUUGCGAGACUUGCUACUUCCGGUUUGGGAGAAGCUCAACAGCUGUCAGGCUGCUCACCCCUUCCGGACGCCUGUCGAUCCGGACAUUCUUGGCAUUCCGGACUAUUUUGACAUCGUGAUCCACCCAAUGGACCUCUCAACAAUUCGUCAAAAACUUCAUGAAACUUCAUACACUAAUCCCUGGGAGUUUUGCGAUGACGUCUGGCUGAUGCUGGAGAACGCAUGGCUAUACAACCGAACCGGCAGUGUAGUAUUCAAACAUGCUACAAAGCUCUCAGAACUAUUGAUGGAUGAAAUGAAUCCACUGAUGCGGGAGCUGGGAUAUUGCUGUGCCAGCCAACCAAGCGAGUCCCUGCUUUGUAAUGGGAAGCAUGGUUGUAUAAUUGAUCGUGAUCAACCGUACAUGGGAUGCGAAAGUACCUACAACUUAUCUGGAAUGGAAUUCACCGAGAAGCUGAGCUACUGCUGGGAAUGCUAUGAGAAAAUGCCUGCUGGUGGACAUACUGUCCGGGGCGAGCGUAAUUCUACGUUCCAGAUCCCUAAGGAGUCAUUUAUGAUGAAAAUCUACAACCCGGUCGAUUAUGUCAGCUUCGAGCAUUGUAAGCGCUGCGACCGGAAAUGCCAUAAAUCGUGUAUCGGAAAAGACCUUCCAAAUGGCUUCAUUUGCCCAAGCUGCUUCUGGACGGUCGAGAUGGUGCGGCCGGUACAGCAGCCUGCUCAAGAGCCACAAGCCCCUAGCGAAGACGCCGUGUUUUCAAGCCGUCAGCUGAAAGUUAGCCUACUUCCGCUAUGGAAGGUUCUGAACGACCAUCCGGCUGCUCAACCAUUUCGUGUUCCGGUCGAUCCUGAGCUUCUUGGCAUUCCGGACUACCCGAAGAUCGUGAAGAACCCUAUGGAUCUCGGGACGAUUCAUCAAAAGCUUGAAAACGAGCAAUAUAAAACUGCUCGAGAGGUCUGUGAUGAUAUCUGGUUGAUGCUGGAAAACGCGUGGCUCUACAACCGAAAGAACAGCAAGGUCUACAGAUUCGCAAGCCAGCUUCGCGAAGCAUUUUUGGCUCUGUGGACACCGAAAAUGAAGGAGAUGGGGUACUGUUGUGUUGAAAAAACGCACCCAAUCGUGUGUUAUGAGAAAUUGUGCAACGCUAAGAUUGAGCAUCCCAAUCAAGCUUAUAUGUGCUAUGAGCGGACCUACGAUCUCGAUGGAAUUCAAAUCAACGAAGAGAUCAGCUACUGUUGGGCAUGCUAUCAAAAUCUUCCUGAGUCUGACCUUACUACCGAAUCCCACCUUAUUCCGAAGGAAGAAUUUUUGUUGAUGAUCCAUACGCCGGUCGAUUAUGAGACCCUAGAGCCCUGCAAGCUGUGCAACCGGAAAUGGCAUAAAGCUUGUAUUGAAAAAGAUGGACAAGAUCUCUCAAGUGGCUUCAUCUGCCAUAGCUGUUGCCCGGAGAAGAUGCCAGAAGCGUCGGUGAAUCAGCCCAUUGAACCGGAAGCCGGACUAGCCAAAUCCAAGCCAAUGAAACUAGAGACUGCUGACACGACGACUACAGUUAUCCCGCCAACAAUGCGUCAGAAGGUUUUGCGGAAAGCCGAAGAAAUUAUGAUGGCUCGUCGACCACAUUCUGGUUCAGAAAUGGCACGAAGG